Molecule: messenger RNA, 1288 nt
Organism: Anopheles darlingi
Lineage: Eukaryota; Metazoa; Arthropoda; Insecta; Diptera; Culicidae
Product: caspase-like
Exons: 2
Coding region: 311-1201 (296 amino acids)
Biological process (GO): proteolysis
Molecular function (GO): cysteine-type endopeptidase activity
Source: RefSeq, a predicted model, not a curated record
ACGCUUCUGAAAAAGUGUUCCUCAUGCUAUGACGAUUUUGCAGUGGUGGUCAAGGCCCGAGGUCAACAUCAGAUUACGCAUGCCAUUGACGUUAGGUUAGCAAUGCCAAUGGCAUCGAGGUUGAUAACAAUUCCUUUAUCACACCUCGCAUCAAAAACCCCAUAACCACCGCCGGCGAUGCCAGAUAAAAGUAUCAAUCUAAUCUCGUCUCGUUCGACCGAUAACGCCAGCACGUCUCCUCUGGUCACAUAAGUUUCAUUUGUCGCUUAUUCGCUGGGCGCGAGGUAUCAAUAUUUUUUCGAAAUGGAAAAUGUGGCUAAAAACGAUGAAACUGAUAUCAAAGUGUUUGGACAUUUUUCGCAGAUCCAGACCGACGCAAGAUGAUCCGGUUCGAAAAUCUGCCCCGGCUAGCAAUAUUCCGGUACACACUGUAUCUGCCGAUCCGGAUGACGAGUACUCAUCGAAAAAUAAGAACCGAGGGCUUGCCAUCGUUAUAAAUCAGGAGAAAUUUACCACGAUGAAAUCGCGCGAAGGCACCAGCAAGGAUCGAGAGGAUAUCGGUGCCGUUUUGAAACAACUGGAGUUCCAAGUGCUCGUGCUAAACGAUCUCAAAAGGGGUGCACUAAUUAACAAAUUGAAGGAGAUUGCUAGCGAAGACCACACGGAAAAUGACUGUCUCGUGGUAAUAGUGAUGACGCACGGAGAGCAAGGUGUGCUGUUUGCGGCAGACGCGGAGUACAAAGUGGAUCGCCUAUGGGAGUGCUUUAUCGGAGACGCUUGUCCAACGCUUCUCGGCAAACCAAAGCUCUUUUUCAUACAAGCGUGUCGCGGAAAGCAACUAGACGAAGGCGUAUUAUUAAGAUGCGCUAUGGACACGGUUGAUGCCCGUGAAGCCCCUAAACAGCAUAUCUACACCGUUCCUACCAUGGCGGAUUUAUUGGUAAUGUACUCGACAUACGAUGGGCACUAUUCGUGGCGCAAUCCAACCAAUGGUUCCUGGUUCAUUCAAUCACUCUGCACCGUACUCAAAUCUUACGGUCAUGAAAAGGAACUGCUGCAAAUGCUAACUGCGGUAUCGCGGAACGUCGCCUACAAUUACCGAUCGUUCGUGCCUGAUAACGCCAAAAUGGACGCCAUGAAGCAGAUGCCGUGCAUUGUGUCAAUGCUCACAAAAGCCGUUUACUUCCGUCCGAAAUCGUAAAUCAUAUUCAUCAUAUUAAACGUGGCUAUUUUGUCCAUCCCGCGACAAACAAUAUAGAUAAAGAAUUACUAUUUUAUGUAAUAAAAA